AUGAAUGAUGCUCUUGAUCAUCAUCAUUGUGAUGACAUAGUCAGCCAUGAGAAUGUUCCAUUUCGUGUAGUUGGAAGAGGUGUGCCUAAGACCAACGACUCCACAAAGAAGAAACUUAGUUGGUUGCGCUCUCAAAUUAUUGGCGCCACGGCCGAAUUCGAAACUACCUUUGGUCGGCGCCACCUCACUUACGCCGAUCACACUGCUUCCGGUCGCCCCCUCCACUACAUUGAGAACUAUGUUACAACCAAAUUACUUCCCUUCUAUGGCAACACUCACACGAGCGACAGCUAUGUCGGAUACAACACCACAAAGAUGGUGCACAACGCGAAAAGCUACGUGAAGAGAUGCUUAGGAGGCGGAGAAGAAGACACCAUAAUAUUCUGCGGGUCGGGCUCCACGGCUGCGAUCAAACGCCUCCAAGAAGUCAUGGGAAUCGCCGUUCCUUCCAUUCUAAGGGAGAGUGUUUUAAAAUGCUUAAGCGACAAAGAGAUAUGGGUGGUCUUCGUAGGGCCCUAUGAGCUCCAUUCCAACCUUCUCUCCUGGCGGCAAAGCCUCACCGAGGUGGUGGAGAUCGGCUUCGACCGCCAUGGACACAUCGACAUGGAGGCUCUGACCAACAACCUUAGUCUCUUCAAGAAUCAAAAUCGCCAAAUGCUCAGGUCUUUCUCCGCUUGUAGCAAUGUCACAGGAAUCGUUACCGACACCCGCGCCAUCGCCCGCCUCCUCCACCAAUACGGAGUGUUCGCAUGUUUCGACUUUGCUGCCAGUGGACCGUAUACAAAGAUUGAGAUUAGAUCGAGCAAAACAGAUGGAGACGAUGCAAUAUUCUUGAUCCCAUAUAAGUUUUGA
Molecule: messenger RNA, 852 nt
Organism: Salvia hispanica
Lineage: Eukaryota; Viridiplantae; Streptophyta; Magnoliopsida; Lamiales; Lamiaceae
Source: RefSeq, a predicted model, not a curated record